Messenger RNA from Ctenopharyngodon idella (grass carp), 1381 nucleotides. It is a transcript of the gene zfand2a, whose product is annotated as zinc finger, AN1-type domain 2A. Gene Ontology annotation, cellular component: endoplasmic reticulum; cytoplasm. NCBI's taxonomy places the organism in Eukaryota, Metazoa, Chordata, Actinopteri, Cypriniformes, Xenocyprididae. Gene Ontology annotation, molecular function: zinc ion binding. The record is from RefSeq and is a predicted model, not a curated record. The coding region runs from base 178 to 1011 and encodes 277 amino acids. The transcript is spliced from 10 exons. Gene Ontology annotation, biological process: protein targeting to ER; proteasome-mediated ubiquitin-dependent protein catabolic process.
AUAAAAUCUCCUGUUGCUGUCAGAUUCAUACUUCCAGAGAUGACAUCUCAAAAAACCGCAGACGAGUAGAAAAACCCCAAACACAGUGGAUGUGCUUGUUCGAAGCGAAAGCCUCUAGAAAGGAGUGGAUUUGCGCACAAUUUCGUCCAUUAGCUGAAGGCUUUUCACCGCUGUGCCAUGGAGUUUCCUGAUCUCGGGGAGCACUGCUCAGAGAAGAGCUGCAAACGUCUCGAUUUUCUUCCUAUGAAAUGUGAUGCCUGUGAAGAAAUUUUCUGCAAGGACCACAUAACGUAUGCAAAUCACAAGUGCACUUCAUCAUAUAAGAAGGAUGUCCAGGUUCCUGUAUGCCCAUUGUGCAACACCCCCAUUCCCAUUAGAAGAGGGGAAAUGCCAGACAUCAAAGUUGGGGAACACAUAGACAGAGACUGCAAAUCUGACCCUGCUCAGAGGAAACGAAAGAUCUUUACAAAUAAAUGCUCCAAGGGUGGCUGUAAGCAGAAGGAAAUGAUCCGGGUGACAUGUGACCAGUGCCACUUGAACUACUGUCUCAAACAUAGACACCCACUCGACCAUGACUGUAAGACUGACAGCAAGCCAGUCUCCAAAUCAGGGCAUGCUGCUUUAUUGAGGGCUCAAGCCGCCUCUUCUAGUAACGCUGGGGCGUCAUCCACUAGAGGGAGCUCUAGGACCAUGUCAAAUGGAGUAACUGGAAACACCAGACCUCAGAGCAGCAGUGCACUAAGGACAUCGCCUGCAUCUCCUCCCAUGGUGUCUCCCAUAGCACAGAAUGUAAUUCCCUCAUCAGUGUCAUAUCAAGGCGGGCUGACGGAGGAGCAAGCCCUCCAGAGAGCAUUAGAAAUGUCACUGGCUGAAUCUGCUCGAACAAGCCAGCCAACUCUAAGUCCUCAGGAGCAGGAGGAUCUGGCCAUGGCUCAGGCUCUCGCUGCUAGUGAAGAAGAAUACAGGCGACAGCAGCAGAGACAGGUAGCCAGAAACCUUAACAGUCAGUAGCAUGCUAUGCUAGCAGGACCUCAUCUAGGGGGGAGUUUCCAAACAGUCCAGCUGCUGCCUGUCGUAAUGUGAGGUGGCACUGACCAACUUUAAUCUGCCUCAAUCUGCACAUAAGCACCAAUAAUGUACCAGUGAGCUGCACAUGUGGAUUCCUCAGUCCAGCAUAUAAAGCUUCUACUUCCCAAAUCAACACAUCUGAAGGCUGUUAUGUUGUCGUUGUUUUUCUGUUUCGCGUCUCUUUAGUGUGCUUCUUAGACAGGCAGUUGUGCCGUUUUGGCAAGUGGUGCUUCAUGUAAAUAUUUUAUAUAGUUAUCAUGUUAAUCUGUCAAUCAAUGUAGAUGUCUUUUGAAAUAAAUUAUUUUAAAGUGUU